CUUUGCGGCAGCAAUAUGAGGUAGGCCCGGAUCCUGCUAUACACCGACCGGCGCGAGCGGUUGCAAGUACCUGGCGGUGGUUGCGUUGGUGACAUGGCUCAGAAGUUUAUUUCUUUAAACUUUUAGGGUUUUUUUUUUCUUUUUAGUCUUCAGAAAGCAACACUAGUUUUUUUGACGUCACUGUUACAAGUAUAAGACUCUUUUACUCCCCGAGAGUCCCCUUUUCCUUUCUUGGGUCUCUUCCUUUCUCUUUAUUCUUAUCCCGGUCAGACUCGCCCCUCCUCCAAGACAUCUCUCCGUUUUAUUUUAUUUGACUUUAGUUCUCGUUGAGUGAUCGCUCCUUCCUUCUUCAGCGGAUCCCUCCCCGCCUCCAUCCUCGUCCUGUGGGAGAGACCAGCCUUCUGGUGUUGCAGUCAGGAAUGGAGCUUGACAGCGCCCUGGAAGCCCCGUCGCGGGAAGAGUCUUCUUUGUCCGGGGAGUUGUCUCCCUCCGCCCUUGGACAGGCCUUCUCCAAGAUUUUACACAGUCUUACCUGCCCGGAGGCACGACGAGGCAACGUAAAAGAUGUAGCUCUUAAAGACCUCGGUGAUCUAAUAGAAGCCACCGAAUGUGAUAGGUUAUUUGAGGGGAGUGGUGCAUGGCUCCGCGGAAUGCCGGAAACACUGGGGCAGGUGGCAAAAGCCGUGGAGAAGUAUGCAGCCCCCCGCAAAGAGGAGGAAGGUGGAGGUGAUGGGCGCUCUGAAGUGGCCGAGAAAGCAGCCAAAGUUGGGUUACUGUUUCUUAAGCUGUUGGGGAAAGUUGAGACUGCUAAGAAUUCCCUGGUCGGCCCUGCAUGGCAGACGGGCCUGCAUCAGUUGGCAGGACCGGUUUAUAUUUUUGCCAUCACACACAGCUUGGAGCAACCGUGGACCACUCCGAGAUCUCGGGAGGUUGCUAGGGAGGUGCUCACCUUACUGCUUCAAGUUACUGAAUGCAGUUCUGUGGCAGGGUUCUUACGUGGAGAAAAUGAAGAUGAGAAAGGGAGUCUUUCGGUGAUAUUAGGGCUUCUCAAACCCGACUUGAAUAAGGAAUCCUGGAAGAAUAACCCUGCCAUCAAACAUGUUUUCUCAUGGACUCUGCAACAGGUCACUCGGCCCUGGCUGAGCCAGCAUCUGGAAAGGGUACUUCCUGCAUCAUUGCUCAUUUCAGAUGAUUAUCAGACUGAGAACAAAAUCCUGGGUGUACACUGUCUCCAUCACAUUGUGCUUAAUGUGCCAGCUGCUGAUUUACUCCAGUAUAACAGAGCCCAGGUCCUGUACCAUGCUGUUUUCAACCACCUGUACACGCCAGAGCACCACCUCAUUCAGGCUGUGCUCCUGUGUCUGCUGGAUUUGUUCCCCAUCCUGGAGAAAACGCUGCACUGGAAAGGAGAUGGAGCUCGACCUACCACCCAUUGUGAUGAGGUCCUGCAGCUGAUCCUGACCCACAUGGAGCCAGAGCACCGCCUUCUCUUACGCAGGACCUAUGCAAGAAACCUGCCGGCUUUUGUGAAGAGGUUGGGGAUCUUAACUGUUCGGCACUUGAAGCGGCUGGAGAGAGUCAUCAUUGGUUAUCUGGAGGUUUAUGAUGGACCUGAGGAGGAAGCUAGACUGAAGAUAUUGGAAACCCUAAAACUUCUCAUGCAACAUACUUGGCCCAGAGUUUCCUGCAGACUUGUGGUCUUACUGAAGGCUCUCCUGAAACUGAUUUGUGAUGUAGCAAGGGAUCCAAACCUUACACCUGAGUCUGUUAAGAGUGCCCUGCUACAGGAGGCCACAGACUGCCUGAUUCUCCUGGACUGCUGCUCUCAAGGACGGGUAAAGAAAUCUUUAGUUGAAAGACUGAAGGUAGCAUGAAAAGAAAUUCAUGCCAUAACUCACUGGACAAUCUACCCAGCAGGAAAAAAAAGAAGAAAUUCAUAUCCUAAAAAUAUGUAGAGAUGGUAUGAAUUGUUAUUUUACCAGUUUAUUCAAACUAUUUCAUCUUCACUCUUUAAUCUUUGGUGUUUUCAAGCCCUAGAUCCAACUUAAAUUUGCCUUGGCUGGAAUUCUGCUGUUUCAUGAGCCAGCAGGAGAUUUGCAAGCACAUUAAUACAGUUUUUAAAGUAACACCUUCAAUACAUAAGAGCUACAUAAAUUUUAAAAUAAUAAUAAAAAACUAACCAAUACCUAUGCUGUUUAGUGACCUGUCCCCAAGUGUCAUCCAUUCUUUCCUCCUUUGAAUAUGAUACCAAGGAAGAAGAAUCAAGCAAAAGGGGAAAAAAGUGAUUAAAAAAAAAAUCAAAGCCUGUUUGGUUUCAUGUUUCAGGGUCUCCUGGCCAAAAUUCCCCAAAGCUGUGAAGACAGAAAGGUGGUGAACUGUAUCAGAAAAGUGCAGCAGGUUUCUGAAGGCGCUCCCUACGAUGGAACUUAAGACUUGCAUUACUUUCCCAAGAGGAAAGGAUUUUUUUCCCAUCCCAAUUUGUAUGAAUGGAGUUAUUUAAGAAAAAAAGAUACUUUUACACGAAA
Chlorocebus sabaeus (green monkey) is the source of this 2525-nucleotide messenger RNA. The record is from RefSeq and is a predicted model, not a curated record. NCBI's taxonomy places the organism in Eukaryota, Metazoa, Chordata, Mammalia, Primates, Cercopithecidae.